AUGCAUCGUGCAAGUCCAGCAUCACAUGACCAUGAAAUGUGUGACCUUUCAGGAGAGAUGAAUGUCAAGAGAAGACGUAAGGUUGUAUGUCCGGAACACAAGGGUGAGGUUAUAAAGUUCGUCUGUAAAGACUGUCACAAAGCCGUGUGUCAAACAUGCUGCGUAAUCUACCACAGGAAAUGUGAGUCUGUCGUUACCAUGGAGUCACUGAUGCCUACCAUGAAGUACUAUUUGAGAAAGAACGUGAAAGUAUUAUUGAAGAAAAUGAAUAGAAAACAAACGCUGGUUAAAAAAACACACAAGAAAAUUAGAGGAAUAGAGAAGACUAAAGUGGCUGUAGAAGGUCACAUCAAAUCUGCUGUUGAGACAGUCAUCGCCAACAUCAAACAGAAAGAAAUACAGCUAAUGAAUGAAGUCAAGGACAUUACAGACAAACAAACACAGCAACUUAAGGCAGAUAUUAAACUUGAAGAGAUCGAGAUGCAGAUGUACAGACAACAUUGUGAGUUCAUUGACCAGGCCUUGGUAUCGGACUGUGAGAUGGACUUGUAUGACGUGUAUCAGGCCUGGGAGUCUGGAGCUGUAGAGAUGAAGGAUGUCAGGGAUACAGAGGCAGCAGACACCCGGAGAAUAGAUCACAUCAGGUUUACAACUUACACUGACAAUGUCCUAAAGGCCUUAGAUAAGAUGCAGUUUGGGGAGAUUGACGUCACAUACCAGGAUCAGGAGCAAUAUCUGCCAUCUCCAGUGGUGGUUGACAGGAUAUAUGUGAGGGUGUCGGAUGAUGAAGAGGGCCCUCUUCUAUUUGAUAUGACAGCUGUGGUUGUAGAUGGUGUACAGACAUGUGCUGUUACCGACUAUAAUAACAAGUGCGUGAAAUCUUCUUCACAAGAAAUAAUCAUUCAUGCCACAGUAAACUUCCCCUGGAUAACACUCCACGUGGGAUAA
Haliotis rubra (blacklip abalone) is the source of this 948-nucleotide messenger RNA. Its product is annotated as tripartite motif-containing protein 3-like. The coding region runs from base 1 to 948 and encodes 315 amino acids. Gene Ontology annotation, molecular function: zinc ion binding. Lineage: Eukaryota; Metazoa; Mollusca; Gastropoda; Lepetellida; Haliotidae. The record is from RefSeq and is a predicted model, not a curated record. The transcript has a single exon.